GUUAUCCUUAUUUGGCAUCGUAAAUCCAUGCCGUUCUUCUGUAGAUUGUUCUCAUCAAGAGCCAGAAAUCAUAUUUCCUCGAGAUUCCGACAUUUUCUCGGGAAACAAACAGAACCCACGACCCAUUCCUCUCCAAACCGCCAUAACCUUCGUCCCUUCUCCACCUCUCCAAUGGCGGAUCUCGGCGUUGCACAUCGGAACCUCCACGUCAACGGCAUAAGCAUGCACGUGGCCGAGAAACCCGGCGUCGACGGCGCGUCGGCGAACGCGCCGGUGAUACUAUUCCUCCACGGGUUCCCGGAGUUAUGGUACACGUGGCGGCACCAGAUCGAGGCGCUGUCGUCGCUCGGAUACCGUACGGUCGCGCCUGAUCUACGCGGGUACGGAGACACCGACGCGCCUGAGAGCGUGGAGGACUACACCUACUUCCACGUCGUCGGAGACAUCGUGGCUCUGAUCGACGCCGUCACCGGAGGCGACGCGCCGGUGUUUGUGGUGGGCCAUGACUGGGGAGCGAUGAUCGCGUGGCAGUUGUGUCUGUAUCGACCGGAUAAAGUGAAAGCUCUGGUGAACAUAUACUCUGCCUUCUGAUUCGUCGAACUCACCUCCCAUGAAGAUAUUCAGAAUCAAAAUAGGGUGUAUAAAUCCACACAUAACCAUAAGUUCAAUGAUUAUUACAUCUGUAGAUUUCAGGAAAAUGGAGGAAUAGAGGCAGAGUUCGAAGAGUUCGGAAGUGAGAGAGUGUUGAAAGAGAUUCUGACGUACAAAACGCCGAGGCCUUUGCUGAUGCCUAAAGGCAAAAUCUUCGAGCGGCCAAAGAACGCUGCGAUUGCGUUGCCGCCAUGGCUGUCGGAACGAGAUUUAGCUUAUUACGUGUCUAAGUACGAGAAGAGAGGCUUCACCGGAGGCAUUAACUACUACAGGAACAUUGACAGAAACUGGGAACUGACGGCGCCAUGGACGGGAGCUAAGAUAAGGGUGCCAGUGAAAUUCAUGGUGGGAGAUCAAGAUUUGACUUACCUCUCUCCCGGAACCAAAGAGUACAUCCAUGGCGGCGGUCUGAAGAGGGACGUCCCGUUGCUCGAAGAAGCCGUCGUGAUGGAAGGUUUGGGUCAUUUCCUCCACGAGGAAUGUCCCGACCGUAUCAAUCUUCACAUUCAUGAUUUCUUCAGAAAAUUUCUUUAAACUGUGAAAUGAUUCCAACGUGUGUUUUUUCCAUUUCAUGAUCUGUUCUUCAAUAUUUGUCUCUCUCAUGAAUAAUAAACGAUGUCUUUUGGACCGCUUUGAUAUAA
This is a messenger RNA of Tarenaya hassleriana, 1292 nucleotides long. Its product is annotated as bifunctional epoxide hydrolase 2. Gene Ontology annotation, molecular function: hydrolase activity. NCBI's taxonomy places the organism in Eukaryota, Viridiplantae, Streptophyta, Magnoliopsida, Brassicales, Cleomaceae. The record is from RefSeq and is a predicted model, not a curated record. The transcript has 4 exons.